AUGUCUCCUUCUCGAACGCUUCCUACUCUCACUCAGGCUGAGGUCGCCUCUCAUGAUUCUGCAGAGAGUUGCUAUGUCACAAUGGGUACCAGGGUCUUUGAUGUUACAGAUUUCCUUGACAGCCAUCCGGGCGGAGGUGAAUUGGUAUUAGAGUACGCCGGCAAGGACGUGACGGAUAUAUUGAAGGACGAGCUCUCGCAUACUCAUUCUGAAGCCGCUUAUGAGGUUCUCGAGGAUUCUUUCAUCGGAUUCGUUGCUACAAACAAGGUCAUAGAUAUAGCUACCAAAAGUACAAAACCAGAUACCAUCCUUCCACUCCCGCCAACAAAGGAAGGCCUGAAGGAAUUGAAAGAGAAUGGAUCUGCAAACUCUCUGCCGGUUUAUGCCAGUACUGGCAUGUCAACGGCAGAAGACUUGAGCAAAGAGACGGAUCUCGUAGAGGAUUAUAAAAAACACAAAUUCCUUGACCUGAACAAACCAUUGUUAAUGCAAAUUUGGUAUGGUGGUUUCAGCAAAGAAUUUUAUCUUGACCAGGUCCAUCGACCUCGUCAUUACAAGGGAGGAGAAUCGGCACCUUUAUUCGGAAACUUCCUCGAACCUCUAUCAAAGACAGCUUGGUGGGUUGUGCCGAUUAUUUGGGUUCCAUCCGUGGCCUACGGUACAUAUCUUGCCAGCGAGGGAUUCAAUAACAUCGCUGGAGAAGCAGCAUACUGGUUUCUUGGUCUUUUCCUUUGGACCUUGGUCGAAUAUAUUAUGCAUCGAUUCCUCUUCCAUCUCGAUAAAUGGCUUCCAGACAAUCGAGUAGCACUCACUCUUCAUUUCUUACUCCAUGGUAUCCAUCACUAUUUACCAAUGGACAAAUACCGAUUAGUUAUGCCGCCCACUCUCUUCGUCGUGUUAGCGACUCCUUUCUGGAAACUCGCUCACACCGUCUUUUACUGGGACUGGUAUGUGGCUACGGCAGUAUUCUGCGGAGGAAUCUUCGGGUACAUCUGUUAUGAUUUGACUCAUUACUUCCUUCACCAUCGCACAUUACCUUCUUACUGGAGACAAUUGAAGAAGUGGCAUCUUCAACAUCACUUCAUGGAUUAUGAAAACGGAUUCGGUGUUACAAGUCGAUUUUGGGAUUGUAUCUUUGGAACACAACUUGCACCUGCGCCGAAGACACUUUGA
Molecule: messenger RNA, 1173 nt
Organism: Sclerotinia sclerotiorum 1980 UF-70
Lineage: Eukaryota; Fungi; Ascomycota; Leotiomycetes; Helotiales; Sclerotiniaceae
Exons: 2
Coding region: 1-1173 (390 amino acids)
Biological process (GO): lipid biosynthetic process; fatty acid metabolic process
Cellular component (GO): endoplasmic reticulum; membrane
Molecular function (GO): fatty acid 2-hydroxylase activity; heme binding; iron ion binding
Source: RefSeq, a predicted model, not a curated record